AUGGUAACUGAAGCUGAACUUAAAGGCGAAGAUAUUUCACCAUCAAAGGAUGGAGGUGUUCUUAAAGAAAUAAUCAAAGAAGGUUAUGGUGAUGAAAAACCAGUAACAAAUGAUAAAGUAUUUGUGCAUUAUGUUGGUACAUUACUUGAUGGAACUAAAUUUGAUAGUAGUCGAGAUCGAAAUCAAAAAUUUGAAUUCGAACUUGGUAAAGGUACAGUUAUUAAAGCAUGGGAUAUUGGUGUAGCAACAAUGAAACGUGGAGAAAUAUGUCGUUUAAUAUGUAAACCUGAAUAUGCCUAUGGCGAACAGGGUUCAGGAGAUAAAAUUGGAUCAAAUGCAACAUUAAUUUUUGAAAUUGAGCUUUUUGAUUUUAUCGGUGAUGAUAUAAGUGAAGGAAAAGAUCAAAGUAUUAUACGACGAAUAUUGACAAGAGGCGAAGGAUGGGCUAAACCAAGUGAUGAUAGCGUUGUUGAAAUAUCUCUUAAAGGUAUCCAUGAAAAUCGAGUAUUCGAUGAACGAAAAGUUAAAUUUACAGUUGGCGAAGGUUUCUUAAAAAAUAUUCCUGACGGUCUUGAAUAUGCUGUAACACGAAUGACAAAAGGUGAACAUAGUCAAUUAAAAUUAAAAUCAAAAGCAAUAUUUGGUCUUGAAAAAUUUAAUAUUCCAAAAAAUGCUCAUGUAGAAUAUAUAGUUACAUUGCAUGAUUUUGAAAAAGGUGUAGAUAAAUGGUCAAUAAAUGAUGCAGAAAAACUUGAACAAUCAGAAAAAUUAAAAAAACGUGCUGCUGAAUUAAUUAAAGAUGGUCAUUAUCGUGUUGCUUGUAAAAAAUAUAAAACUAUUGCUGAAUAUCUUAAAUCACCAAAUUAUGAAGAUGAAAAAGAUAAAAAUAAAGCUCAUAUGUUAAAAUUAACAACACAAACAAAUAUGGCUUUAUGUCAUUUGAAAUUAGGUGAACAUGCUCAAUGUAUUCGUGCUUGUGAUGCAGCACUUGAAUUAGAUCCUAAAAAUGAAAAAUCAUUUUUUCGUCGAGGACAAAGUCAAAUGUCUAUGUCAAGUUUUGAAGAAGCUAUAAAAGAUUUCGAAGAAGUUCUUAAAUUAAAUCCAUUAAAUGAUGUAGCAAAACAACAUAUUGAAACAUGUCAAGAAAAAUUAAAAGCUUAUCAUCAAACAGAAAAACAAUUAUAUGCUAAAAUGUUUGCUAAAAUGUCUAAAGAGAAUGAAAAAACUAAUAUUCAAAGUACGAACGGUGAAACUAAAACAAAUGAACAAAAUAAAAAUGAAACUACAUCUUCGAAUUAA
Messenger RNA from Rotaria sp. Silwood1, 1299 nucleotides. NCBI's taxonomy places the organism in Eukaryota, Metazoa, Rotifera, Eurotatoria, Philodinida, Philodinidae. The record is from the annotation of a GenBank genome assembly.